UCCAUUGACCAGGCAUCCCUUCCGGUAGAUGAGGUCAACUUUUCCCCAGAUCCGCCAUUUCAGUCCCGGAGUUUCUUGUUGCACAUUAGUUUGGGGGUUGUUUGUGAUUAUAACAUUUUACCGGCAAAGGAUUGGGAUUUUUCGGCAAAGCACAAGUUCUGUCAACUUCUCUGUCUCGACGUUUUCUCUUGGAAGUCGCUGAAGUCGGGGCAUUUUCAUUUUUUUUCUUUUUCCCAGUGGCAGUGUUAGUCAACCAAAGUUUUGUAUGAGUUGCGGAUAGGGAGAGGCGAAGGGGAAAGGCCUCAAGCCUCGGAGAGUGUUUCACAGCUAUGGCCGGUAAUUUUGAUGCCGAGGACCGAGCUAGCUGGUACUGGGGGAGACUGAGCCGCCAGGAAGCCGUUUCCCUCCUGCAGGGACAGAGACACGGUGUUUUCCUGGUGAGGGACUCCAUCACCAGCCCCGGCGACUACGUGCUGUCUGUCUCAGAGAACUCCAAAGUGUCCCAUUAUAUAAUCAACAGCAUCAGUAACAACCGGCAGUCUGGCUCAGGUUUGGUCCCACCUCGGUUUCGGAUCGGGGAUCAGGAGUUUGAAGCACUGCCGGCCCUGCUCGAGUUCUACAAGAUCCACUACCUGGACACCACUACUCUCAUCGAGCCUGUAAGCAAAGCCAAGCACACGGGAUUCAUCAGCUCCUCCAUUGGCGUCCCACAGCAGCCUGAGGAGGCCGAGUUCGUCAGAGCUCUGUUCGACUUCCCUGGCAACGACGAGGAGGACCUUCCCUUCCGCAAAGGAGACGUCCUGCGAGUUCUGGAGAAGCCUGAGGAGCAGUGGUGGAACGCUGCUAGCCAGGAGGGCCGAGUCGGAAUGAUCCCCGUGCCCUACGUGGAGAAGUACCGGCCCUCUUCACCCACUGCUACUGCCCUGGGACCCUCUGCUGUGGGAACUGGACAGGUUGGAGGGGUACCGGGAAGCACAGAUGGAACGGGGGCUCCUCAAACCAACCCUCUGGCAGACCCGGGCCAGUACGCUCAGCCUGUGGUCAACACUCAGCUGCCCAACCUACAGAAUGGGCCUGUGUUUGCCCGAGCCAUUCAGAAGAGGGUUCCCAACGCCUAUGACAAGACAGCGCUUGCUCUAGAGGUGGGGGACAUGGUUAAAGUGACCAAGAUCAACGUGAACGGACAGUGGGAGGGCGAGUGUAAAGGCAAGCGAGGCCACUUUCCCUUCACCCACGUUCGACUGUUGGAACAGCACCAUCCUGAUGACGAGAGCUGAGAAGCACGUGUUGCCUCCAGCAUGUCCCUCUGGCCAUUUUGUCACACUUGGAAACACUAAGAUUUAUAGAAGCACACAGUAUGUGAACCUACAAGCUAAACUGGUCAGCCUCUCCUGACCCUGCCAGCACAAGACGUGUUGGCUGAUCUUGCCUAAAGUCAUUUUGAUGGACGUCAGUCAUACUAAGAGUUUACACUAAGAUCAGACGGAUAUUGGUUUCCCUAUAUUAGCUUUUAUUUUUAAGUAAGCCUGACCAAGUGUCACUGUUGGCUUCCUCCUUAUCUACGCUACUUCAGUCUCAGACACCUAAAACAACGCAGUUCUGUUUUUUUAUGUAGAUGGCAGCAUUUAUUGGUUUAAUGUUAUCUCACAAAGAAUCACACUGGAAGAUCAGUUAUCAGUUUCAUGUCUGUGUAUCCAGCAGUAAUGGGAGAGUUAAUCAAACCUCUCUCAGCCAGAACAGAAAAGAACAAGACUGCAAUGUCCUUUAAUUUUCAGAGUAUUUUAUGUACCCGUUUGUUGAAUAGAUACAAAAGCAAUAACAUUAUGUUUUUAGGGUGCUUUUACCUUUUCGGUCCUGCUCAAAAAAACUAGCGCGUUCACCUGGACUUAACAACUGCACAGAAACUGCUGGAAAAGUCAGAUUUUGGUUCAGUCAUACUCUGCAGCUUGUUAGUAGUUUGCUGUUACAGUGAAUCAGUGGUUAGCACCGACACCUGUGUCCAACCAAAAAGGCUUGUGCAGAUUUCUUCUGGGAGAUAUCAAAAACAUGCUAAUUUAAUCUCCCAAAGUAUCCUUGUCCAGAUCACCAGCUUAGACCUGCUGUCCACUGCUCCUUAUACUAAAAAUGGAUUAAAUGCAGAGAAUGAAUUUCCCUCUGAGGACUAAUAACUUUAAUAGUAGUUUUGAAUUUCCAAAUGUGCAAUUUUAGCACAAUUUCAAAGCUAAACUGCCUUUAAGAGCCUCUACUAAUUGUAAGCCAUCAGGAUAAUUUCCUAGUCGUUCCUUAGAAGUGAUCUGUAUAAUUUUGCAAGAUAAUCUGGUAAACUGUGGGGAUAUCUUUUUUUGAUUUUUCCUGCAUGGAGGAAUUUUAGGCCCUUCUUUAAAGAGAUUUUAGCCAGUGCCAAAGUGAUAAGACUUGAGAUUUUCAAAAAUAUAUGUGGUUUUAACCAGUUUAGUUAAUUUGGGUUUCAUUUACCCAAGCAUAACUUACAUUUUUGAUAAUUAAAUACUUAGAAGUAAGAAGAAACUAGAUAGUUAUUGCCUUUACUUAUUAUGCUUACUUUAAUGUGUAGUCAUUACCCAAAGGGCCAUUUUGAGCCUUUGAAAAAUCCUGUCUUCCAGUUAGUGAACAUGAGUGAAAUCCGAUACUUCUUGUGCUUAUGUCCUGCAUCUCUGUAUUUUAGCAGUUACUCAUCUAAAAGUGAGUGUAAUGUAGCAUUAGCAUACAAGACAUUUCUGUUUGUGCCUUACUUCCCUUUAAAUAGGCACUGCAAUUAUAGUCUCAACUAAUAGUGUUUAUUUCUUGAAGAUCUUUAUUCAUUGUCCAUAUCACUUUACAGCAAUUUGUAUUGAAUUGUGUGGGCAAAACAUGGACCAGCAUAGGCGUAAAGGUUUAUUUUAGUUAUUGGAUCCGGAUCAAAUGAAUUCAACUACAGGCAUGAACGCGACCCUCGACCCGUCGUGAAGUUAAAUAGAUGUAGUGAUUCUGAGCGUCUCGACGGAAGCUGCUAACUGUAAAAUUAUUUAAUCACUUGUGCAUAAGACAGUAAACGGAAGAGGAAUGAAAAUGGUUCAAUUUAAGAUGGGCAAAAAUUUCAGUUUAAUGGGGCAUGUUGGGACAUCAGUGACUGAUAUCAGUCAAACCCUAGUUUACAUACCUCAAGCCCAGUAUUGAAGUCUGCACCACACGUACACGGUGGAUUCAGCCUCCUUCUGUGUUAUCUGUGCAUCCCCCGCCCGCCCAUGACACUUCGUUCACACACAGGAGGAAGAAAAUCAAUGGCGUACAGGAGACCAAACACUCUGCUUCUCUCACAGAAUCAUGAAUCAGUGAGUUUUUGUAGACUGUGAAACGAGACGGUGCUCCUCGCAAAGAUGACUUCACUGACUUACUACAUCCCACACUACAAACCAAGUCCUCUUUUUUUUUUCUUUUUGUAUAAAAAGUGGAAAAUAUUAUGAUACAAUUGAGUAUAUAUAUGUAUACACACACCUUACAUGCUAAAUACUGUAAACAUUCUUCCUUCUGCCUGUUUGUUUUAUUUUUUUUACCUUUUGUUGGUAGAGACUGUACACCUAUUAUUUUAUUUUUAACUCCUUUAAAUCACUAUUCUGCACCAUCAUGGGUGACUUCAAAUGCAGCAGUAUGAAAGAAAAACAAGCAGACACUCACAGAGGAAGGAACAAUCCCCUGAGGCUGGUUUAGAAGAUGAGAGGAGAAAAGUUGAGGGAUUUUAUUUUUGUCCUCCAGAUGGGCUGUUAUAGCAUUGCCAUUCCGAGAUGCUUUUAGGAUUAAAAAAAAUCCACCUUAAACACUAAUGUUGCAUUUUUAUGUGUAUCUGGGAAGUGGCAAGUGUCAUUUUAAUGUGUUUUCGUGUGGCAUGAAUGAUGUUCGCUGUAGGCUGUCUCAUUGGCUUUUUCCACAUAGAAUACUCAUUAUUACACAGGAAGCUUUUUUUGAACGCUCACAAGCCUUUUAGCACCACAUCAGCACAGAAAUAAAUUAUAAACUGGUCUUUUGCUAAAGGAAUUCUGCUUUCCUGAACUGUUUCUUUUUGAGAAUCUGCUCUGGAACUUUUUUCUCAACAGCAGGCAGAGAAAUAAGCAACUUGGGAUGUUUUUUUUGUUUGUUUUUUGACAUUAUCUCAGUCAUUCCUCUAAGUAAGCAAGUGAACUCUAAUUAGACAUAUUGCAAAUGGUUGUAAAAUGUGUUUGGCGGCAUUGAGACUGAUAAAACGCAGUAUUUUCGAGAGAUUAAAGUCUUCCUGUGGUCCCAGCGUUGCUUUUCAUGCAUAAUAGCAAGCUAAGAUUGAGUGGUACCUUAUAUUCCUCCAAGUCGGAAAUUGGUGUAUCAUCUUUUUCGUUAUAAAUUAACACAUUUUCUAAAGUAAUGAGUGACAAACCCCAGCAGCACAUGGAAGUUAAGGCGUCCACCAGGGAGGGUCUACAGAGCUACAUCCUCUCUACUUGAUGUUAUAUAUCGGAAAAGAUGAAGAGAUUUAGUGAGAACCAAUUGGACUGAAGCUACAACCCAUCUAUAAAUCCAUUUAAUCUUCCAUGUUCUGGAUCAGAUGUAUGAACAAUGUGUGCAUUACAAUCCUGCAUAUGCCACCUUUUUCAGAUAUUUUUUUCCCUAGAACAUAUGCAUCUCGAAUAUACAUUAAACAGUUACUUAAUCUAUGUUAUUGAUGCAGUCAAAGGCACAUUGUUUGAUUAAAUCUGACAUGUUCUUUACAUCAUCCCAACUGUAUUUCGGUAGAAAGGUUUGACAAAGCAGCUAGUAUUUGGUUAAACUGCUAAUUUUUUUGACGCUACACAGAUGCUACACAGAAGCACCUUAGUCAUCUAAAGUGCUUCUGUGUUCAUUUAGUACUAGAAAUCACAACAAAAUUUAUUUAAAAAAAUGUAUGUUUGUACUUUAAGUUUGUCACAGAAUUGUAUAUCUGACCCCUGAUGUUCAAAAAUCUACUCUUGCAUUCACAUUCUGUAAAAUUGUGACAUUUUCCCUUCAUUUCUUUUGUCAUCGAGACUCAAAUUUAAGGAGAAUAUUUUUGUAUGCAACAUUAAUGUCAUAUUUUUUAUUAUCAUGAUAUGUUAAGAAUUUUGAGCCACACACAGUCGAUACUGUAUGAAUAAAUACAUGCAAUAUCUUUAGUUUUAUCCCAUGAUUUCUUGCAUUGGAGACCUUUUUGAGUGCCUGUGUCAAGCUUACAUGAGUAUGUAGAAGUCCAGUUAACACUAACUGACUGUUUGCGAAAACAGUCUGAUAUUUAUGAAAUGUGCUGCUACAGAUGUGGUGUGUUUUGGGGGAGAAGUCGAAUGCAUUAAAAAAUAGUUCACUCUGUUUGUCAAAUGUAUCCUAAAAUAUAGUAUCUUCUCAUAUACUGAUGUUUUUAUUGUUUAAAACAUCAUUUACGCCAUUUUGAGUUAUUAAAUGUAAUGACAAACUCGCAAAAAUGCAAAGAUUUUGAUUGAAAAUGCAAAACAUAAUGCCACAUGUUAAGUAUAGCUCAUCAUUUGACAUGAAUUGGAUAUCAAUACUACGUGUCAUUGGUGGUUAUCUGUGCCACUUGUAAAGAAGUGAUUGUGUUUCACUGUGUUUCUGGUGUUUCCAUUGCGUAGAGGUACGACUUAAUGUAUUGGUUGUAAUGCCUUGAUGCAAAGGGUUAUUCGGGUAUUGCCUUCAGAUGCAUGGCACAAAACUCCCUCCGAUGGUUGCCUUUGAGAAGAAGAAAAAAGAAGAUUCUCACUUCACAUUUAUGAUGUUAUUAUAAUUCAACUGUGCCACAGCAGUCACUGAGUGUCCAAUGACUACUUGCUAUUUUUUGUUUAUUUCUACAAGAUACCACUGACGAUCCUACAAUAUGCACCUUAUCUCCUCUACAGCUCAAGAACAAGACUCUCAUCAUGCCAAAUAAUGUUCAAUCAUUCUUUUUCUUUUCAGUUAGUUUGUGUUUCCACAGUGAUGAUCUGUUUUUUGGAUUUUUGUGCCAUUUCACCCAGACUUGAAGAGAACCGGAACAAGCAAAAAUAGGAUUUUUUUUUAAAGAGAUUGUACAAUGUUUCAAAAGUGUUAUGAAAAUAUAUUAUUUUGAAGUUAAAAAUUACCUUUUUAUUUUCUGUAGCAUGUAAUGUGUUAAUAUACCUAGUCAAUAAAAAAUAUACCAAAUUGUCAGAA
Molecule: messenger RNA, 6177 nt
Organism: Acanthochromis polyacanthus (spiny chromis)
Lineage: Eukaryota; Metazoa; Chordata; Actinopteri; Pomacentridae
Product: adapter molecule crk-like
Exons: 3
Coding region: 330-1277 (315 amino acids)
Molecular function (GO): protein binding
Source: RefSeq, a predicted model, not a curated record